Striga asiatica is the source of this 1333-nucleotide messenger RNA. The record is from the annotation of a GenBank genome assembly. NCBI's taxonomy places the organism in Eukaryota, Viridiplantae, Streptophyta, Magnoliopsida, Lamiales, Orobanchaceae.
GUAAAUCUUGAAUAAUAAAAGCGAAAUCUCUAAGAAAAAUGUACAAUAGAAAACAAGAGCAUCCACAAAAAAAGUGACCAUUCAAAAAAAGAUCACAAUAUAAUAAUCAUUAAAAUGUAUAAGCAUGGAGCGCGUGGCUGUAGAACAAACAUAAAACCAGGGGCUACCUAAAAACGUUGGCCCAUUGGACGAUACUGGACUGUGAGUGGCCGGAGUUAGGCCCUUUCGAUUAAUUUGAGGGCUAUGGAUUUCCUGGCAACAUCUGAAGGCCAGCUGUUUGUUGGUGUUGCUGUUGGUCUUAUUGCAAUUGUUGCCGCAUACUUCUUGUUGUCUUCGAAGAAGCCCAAAGCCUUAGUGUGCUUGGAUCCUGAGAAGUUCAAGGAGUUCAAGCUUGUAAAAAAAACACAAAUCAGCCAUAAUGUGGCAAAGUUCAAGUUUGCCCUUCCUACGCCUACCUCCAUUUUGGGCCUUCCUAUUGGACAACACAUAAGCUGCAGGGGUAGGGACAGUCAAGGUGAAGAGGUUAUUAAGCCAUAUACUCCAACAACCUUGGAUUCUGAUAUUGGAUAUUUUGAGUUAGUAAUAAAGAUGUAUCCCCAAGGAAGAAUGUCUCAUCAUUUUAGAGAGAUGCGUGAAGGUGAUUAUUUGUCCGUGAAAGGACCAAAGGGUCGUUUUAAGUAUCAACCAGGGCAAAAGAGGGCAUUUGGUAUGCUUGCUGGAGGGUCUGGAAUCACACCAAUGUUCCAGGUUGCUAGAGCUAUCCUUGAAAACCCCAAUGACCAUACAAAGGUGCAUCUGAUUUAUGCUAAUGUUACGUAUGAAGACAUUCUGCUGAAGGAUGAAAUAGAUAGCCUUGCCAAAAACUACCCUGGCAGGUUCUAUGUUUACUAUCCUCCUGAAGUGUGGAAUGGUGGGGUCGGUUUUGUGUCGAAGGAAAUGAUUCAAGCUCACUGCCCAGCACCAGCCUCUGAUAUUCAGAUUCUGAGAUGCGGUCCACCCCCAAUGAACAAAGCCAUGGCUGGUCAUCUCGAAGCUCUCGGAUAUUCUGCUGAAAUGCAGUUUCAGUUCUAACUUGUCCUAAAUUUUGACUUGAUUUUUAUUCUGUUCUUGAAAAGUGUAGGAUUUUCUCUCCAUUGUCCUCGACAAAUAUGUCUAAGCUGAGAAAUCGCAUACAUUAUUAUAUCUUAUCAAUAAAAAGGAUCGAUUUUGAUGCAGUAGUUUGGAUUUUUUUUUUACUGUUUUUCUGCAUGAUAAAAUGAAACAGUCUCUUGUACAGGACCAGGACUUGGCAAUGGAAAGGAAAUUAUCACUUGAUAAAUUAAAUACUAGGUGG